Molecule: messenger RNA, 668 nt
Organism: Cylicocyclus nassatus
Lineage: Eukaryota; Metazoa; Nematoda; Chromadorea; Rhabditida; Strongylidae
Source: the annotation of a GenBank genome assembly
AGCGCGCAUGCGCAGAGAGAUUCUCUGACAAGUGUGUUUUAUCAUCAAUGUCAACACCAACAACGCAAAGGCUAACUCGUGGAAAUGAAGAUAAUACGCCUCGCUUCAACGGUGGCGCUUCCAAACGAUCCACUAGAGAGCUAGCUCAACUUGCACAGAAACAUAUCACACAACCGAAAACGACAUCAAAUGUUGCGGUUGUGGUAUUCGCUGUACUAUACAUUGCAAUGGCUAUCAUCGGAUUUUUAAAUCUUGAUAAUUGCCCAGUUAGACCGGAAAUUCCAAUAUGGAUGAUCGUCGCGGCAUUUUCUUCUUUGCUGAAUAUCGCUAAUCACUUUUAUAAAUUAUAUAAGGAAACACACAAUCAAUCUUAUCCUCUUUUUGUUCGCAUACUUGAUGGAAUACUUCUAGUUUUUAGGCCCGUGUGGUUUAUAGCAGGAUGUGUGUGGGUAUAUACCGCUUAUGUAGAUGUUACUUAUGAGACUAUCGACAAUGAGAACUAUUGUGAUCAAAUCACAUAUAGCACAGCAUUAGUCUUCUCAACAGUAUUCUGCAUAAUUGUUGUGUUCAUACUCGCAUGCCUUUGCUGUGCAUGUUGUUAUGUUAUAUUUCAUGAUGACUCUGACUCUGAAGAUGGCAACGAUGACAUGUAAAAUAGUACAAAGGUG